Molecule: messenger RNA, 425 nt
Organism: Acanthisitta chloris (rifleman)
Lineage: Eukaryota; Metazoa; Chordata; Aves; Passeriformes; Acanthisittidae
Gene: CHMP2A
Product: charged multivesicular body protein 2A
Exons: 3
Biological process (GO): endosome transport via multivesicular body sorting pathway; late endosome to vacuole transport; protein transport
Cellular component (GO): multivesicular body; ESCRT III complex
Source: RefSeq, a predicted model, not a curated record
AUGGAGCUGCUGUUCGGGCGCAGGAAGAGCCCAGAGGAGCUGCUGAGGCAGAACCAGAGAGCUUUGGGCCGAGCCCUGAGGGAACUCGACCGCGAGAGGCAGAAACUCGAGGCUCAGGAGAAGAAGAUCAUUGUGGACAUCAAGAAGAUGGCAAAGCAGGGCCAGAUGAAGUUCAUCACGAUGAGGGCCAACGUGCAGGCAGUGGCACUCAAGAUCCAAACACUUAAGUCCAACAGCUCCAUGGCCCAGGCCAUGAAGGGCGUCACCAAGGCCAUGGCCACCAUGAACAGACAGCUGAAGCUGCCCCAGAUCCAGAAGAUCAUGCAGGAGUUUGAGAAGCAGGCAGAGAUCAUGGACAUGAAGGAGGAGCUGAUGAAUGAUGCCAUCGAUGAUGCCAUGGGGGACGAGGACGAUGAGGAGGAGAG